Linnemannia hyalina is the source of this 912-nucleotide messenger RNA. Lineage: Eukaryota; Fungi; Mortierellomycota; Mortierellomycetes; Mortierellales; Mortierellaceae. The record is from the annotation of a GenBank genome assembly.
AUGGCUCGCUCAAUAACCACACUCGCAUUCAUCCUCCUCCUCGCCAUCCUCUCAACCCUCACACACGCCCUCCCAACCCCACAACGCCCCGCUCCACCCUCAAAUCCCUUCCGCUUCGAGGUCUCCUCCCCCCAGACAGACACCCUCUGGCUGGUCGACUCUCUCCCAACCGUCCACUGGGACACUGUUCACAUGCCUGAGGGCUCAACCAUGGAUAUCGCCCUCCUUCACCACGAAAAGAAAGAGUCCAUCCUCCUCCGUCGCUAUGUCCCCACUCGCCUCGGCUCGACCCAGGUCAAUCUGCGCCCCGAGAUUGUCCCUGGAACUUACUCGCUCCUCUUGACCGUCUUCCAGGGUCGUACUUCGAUCGUCAUCGGACGCUCGCUUGUUCAGAGCAUUAUCCUUGUUGAGGAGGAGAGUUCUGAUGCCGAGGCCCAGAUGGCUCUCUCUUCCAUUGUUAACGAGCAGCAGCCUCAAGAUCAGGACGAGGUUGUUCAGGAGCAGCAGCCACAGACGGUUCGCAAGCCCGAGACCAGCGACCUCAUCUUCAAGCGCAAGAACCAGCACGCUAUCCUCGAGACCGAAUCCGUCGAAUUGACCCACCAGCCCCUCCGUGGCACCUUGGUCCUCCGCGCUCCCUACACCGUCGGAUGGUCAAUCCCCAAGGCCCUCGAGACUGCCCGUCGUGCCCGUGUUAACAUCCUCUUGGUCUCCAUGAAGACCCAGGAGGUCGUACGUGUCCUUGCUGCCAAUGUCGACGCCAAGGCCGGCUUCAUGUAUGUCUGUUUGCCUGAGGACACUCCUCUGGGCAACUACCAGAUCAAAGUCGAGAUCAUUGGCAAGGGCCGCAAGUUCUCUGGAUACACCAACCCGUUCCACACCAGCUUGCCUGCCUUCUCUUCCCGCGCAUAA